CAAGAAAAGAAAAGAAAAGAAAUCUGAGGAGACAUUGAACGCAAUUUCUCUAAUACAGUACCAAGCAAUAUCGCACAAUCUUUGAUUUGCAUCAAUAAUAGACGGCUUCUUAUCAAUUUACUAUUUCACUUGGAAACUGGGUAUUCAAUAGGAGUGUUUCCAUCAUUGACAUUAUUUUUAAACCCUUGCAUGUCAGAGAUCUCUCAACCUGACGCGUAACUGGAAGUAAAUUGCUGAUCUCCGUAAUUUUGACUCUGUACAAGACCACGACCCGGUUUAGAGCAGAAAAUAAACCAACCCAAAGAAACCAAUCUAUUACACUACAGAUCAGUUAUCUGGAGACGAGGAACGAUGGACUCGUCGAAUCACGAACACACCGCAUCCGCUGCUAGGCCGCCCCGGGCCUCUCCACUUGCAGAACCCAAGAAUGGAACACCAACUGCGGUAAAGGACACAAAUAUCGCAUCAACAGCAGUGAAGAGACCCCUUGCCUCCGCGACUCUAAGUCCCUGUGCACACGAAGCCCCAGCCGCUCAGGUCGCCGCUGCUGACAACCAGACGAGGGAAAACACGACGAAUUCCAAAGCCAUUCAGAACACGAAAAAGAAGAAACCCUUCCAGGCUCAAAAGCAAUUACCAUYUAAAGCGAAAAAGACCUUGAAGAAGACAAAGAAGAAAAAGAAAUUUUCAUCGAUUCUUUCGGGAAUGAUGAAACCAAAAGAAAAGAAGGCAGCAGAUCUGGUCAAGGAUCGAGAAGAAGCACUGCGCAAGCAUUUGGGCGGGGGGGCUUUUGCGAAGGUGGACAAGAUAUGAUUAAACCUCGAGGCUACGAUAUCAAAACGUACUGACAGGAAUUUAUAACGAAUAUGCAUGAAAACUACAUCGAAAUACUAUUACAUGAGUGUAAGAAGGGCUACUAUUAUUGUGUUGUUCGUUGGUACGACGCCUUUGAUUCGAUGGACGCUGUAUGUGUCAAGGGAAAGGAGUUGCUUCGAUUAGUAAUGGUAGAUUCUCUCUUCCGUCAUCUCGAGUGGUAAAUGAUUUUCGUAGAGGUAGCAUAGUGCAGGUUGGGAUUCAAAUUCAUGGCUAGAUUGAAAUAAAGGGCAGGAAAAUGGGAAAUCAGAAAACUGUACCCACUAGCCUACAAAAGUAGAUCAAAAUGGUUUGGGUGAUUAAGAGCGGCCACAUAUACGAAAAGGAUUGGUCCCCAGUCAGAGAUUGACUUUUUCUUGAUUGUUCUUUUCGAAAUAGGAGUAUCAUGAUUUACCAUCCUUGGAUGUACCAUGUACUAUGGAAUUUCAAAGUAAGACACGAUGAGAAAAGUUGAAACCGCAUGGAUCCAAUCUGCUGAAAGUAACUUCUAAUUUUGAGUAAAUCCACAAUUUUGUU
Molecule: messenger RNA, 1389 nt
Organism: Pseudo-nitzschia multistriata
Lineage: Eukaryota; Bacillariophyta; Bacillariophyceae; Bacillariales; Bacillariaceae
Source: the annotation of a GenBank genome assembly